CAGUGCAUUACGUAUAUAGAAGCAUGAAUUGCCAGUAAGAAUUAAAAAUUCACAAUCCUAAAGAUUAGUACCUAGUUGAUUGCGAGCAUGGUGAUAGCGCGCAAGAGAUCCCUUCAACAUGUUUAUGUGCUUGCUACAGUGCUCCUGUUUUUAGUGCACAUCAAACCGUCCCUUCACUUCAACCAUGGAUGCAUUGAAAGGGAGAAACAGGCACUCCUUAGAAUGAAGGAUGACCUGAUUGAUGACUAUGAUGUUCUUUCUUCUUGGGGGAGAGAAGAAGACAAAAGAGAUUGCUGCAAAUGGAGAGGCAUCGCUUGCAGCAACAUAACGGGUCACGUUAUAGAGAUUGAUCUUACUUAUGAGAAGCCCCUGAGAGGUAAGAUAAGCCAUUCCUUGCUUGAACUGAGACAUCUUACUUACUUAAAUUUAAGUGGGAAUGAUUAUGGUGGAACUCAGUUCCCAGCUGAUAAUAAUGGUUCCUUCUCCAAGUUGCGAUACUUGUAUCUCAAUUCUGCUAAUUUUUCUGGAACCAUCUCAUCUCUGCUUGCCAACCUCUCCAGCUUGCAGUCUCUUGAUCUGAGUCAUAAUAAUUUUCAUGAUUUAGCCAACACUGACUGGCUUUUUGGUCUUUCUUCUUUAAGUCACCUUCGUCUGGAUGGCAAUCACCUUGUUAGGCCCAGUGAUUGGUUAUCAAUAGUUAACAAGCUCCCUCAUCUUGAAACCUUGAGCCUGUUCUCGUGCUUUUCUGGGGAUGUGAUUCCUCUGACAAUUUCCCCAAUCAAUUCUUCUUCAUCUCUUACUGCACUCGAUCUCUCUGAUAACAACCUUGUGAUUCCUUCGGUAUACCCAUGGUUGUCUAACAUCAGUCGAUAUAUUGAAGAAUUGGCCCUCUCUUCCAACCUCUUACAAAGUUCAACUCUAGCUGAAAUUGGGAACAUGAUUUCUCUUCAAUGGCUUGAUCUUUCUAAUACUAGAAUUGCGGGCCCUAUUCCAAAAUCCUUCGGAAACAUGUCUGAUUUGCAUCUUUUAGACUUAUCGGACAACCAUCUCAGCGUACCAUUUCCUGAUUUGAUUCAAAAUCUAUCUGGUUGCACGGAAAAAUCACUGGAGGUUUUCAUAUUGAUUGGAAAUCAAUUAACAGGUUCAUUGCCCGAUCUUACAAGAUUUUCAUCUUUAAAGGCACUAUAUCUCACAAACAAUCGCUUGAAUGGGACCAUAGAGAAAAGCAUCGGAUGUCUAUCCAAGCUUGAAAAUUUGGGACUCGGCUGGAAUUCAUUGAAAGGAGUCGUAUCUGAAGACCAUUUCUCAAAUCUGUCCAACUUGAAAGAGUUGGUUUUAUCUGGUAACUCCCUCAUUUGGAAUGUGAGUCUCGACUGGGUACCUCCAUUUCGUCUAGAAACAAUAGGUCUUCAGUCCUGCAAUUUGGGACCUCAUUUCCCUAAAUGGCUCAGGAGUCAGAAGAAUAAUUGGCUGGAUAUCUCUGACUCUGGAAUUUCUGAUUCCAUUCCCAGUUGGUUCUGGGACUUGUCCAUUGCUCGCCAUUUAAAUAUUUCCUAUAACAAUUUGAGUGGGACGGUGCCUUAUAUUUCAUUCAACCUUCAUUCUUCUUAUUAUCUUUGUGUUGAUAUAAGUUCUAAUCGUUUCCACGGUCCGUUGCCUUUGUCUUCUAAAACUGAAACAAUAGAUUCGCGGUUCAUCUACCUUGACCUCUCAAAAAACCUAUUUUCUGGAGUAAUUCCUGAUCCUCUGAUUCCCAUGAAAAAUCUGGUGUUUUUUAGUUUGGCUGGUAACAAUUUGAUUGGGAAAAUUCCACCCUCCAUAGGAUCAUUUCCAAAACUUGAAACACUGAAUUUGGGAAACAAUGUGUUAUCGGGACCAUUACCUUUGUCUUUAAGGAAUUGCACCAGAUUGAGAUUCAUUGACCUAAGUGGUAACAUAUUGUCCGGAAAUGUACCCACUUGGAUAGGAGAAAGCCUAAACUCUUUGCAAUAUUUGAGCCUACAAUCCAAUCAAUUCUAUGGAAGCAUCCCCUCUCAGCUGUGUCAAUUAAAACAUGUUCAAAUCUUGGAUCUCUCUGUAAAUAAUAUCAAUGGAAUCAUACCAUACUGCCUCAAUAAUUUAAGUGCCAUGGCUGAUGGGAAUUCAACUACAACAAUCGAUCAUGAAUAUGUUAUAUUAAAAAACAGUUCGAUGUUGGAUCAUUAUAUUGAUGCAGCAUUGGUCCUUUGGAAGGGCCAGAAUCACGUGUUGGACAAAAAUCUUGGACGAUUUAGGAUAAUUGACCUUUCAAGCAAUAAAAUAGGAGGAGAAAUUCCAAGGGAAAUAUCAAGCCUCUCCCAGAUUAAUCAAUUGAACUUGUCGAACAACAAGUUGAUUGGUGCAAUCCCUGAAGAGAUUGGUUAUUUGAAGACAAUGGAAUCACUCGAUCUGUCUCAUAAUCAACUAUCAGGCACAAUUCCUGCUAGCAUGGCUGAUUUAAAUUUUCUUAGCACCUUGAACUUGUCAUAUAAUAAUUUGUCCGGGAGAAUUCCAUCAAGUACUCAGCUUCUAGGAUUCAGUGCUUCUUCAUUUUCUAACAAUCUUGCACUUUGUGGGUUGCCUCUUCAACAAAAGUGCCCGGGAGAUGAUAGUCAAGUUUCACAACCCAAACUUGAUGGCCGAUACAAUCAUGAAGAUAAACAUGAAUUCUGGAAAUGGUUUUAUGUUGGCACGGGUCUCGGAUUCAUUGUAGGCUUCUGGGGAGUAUCGAGCACUUUGCUGUUAAAGCGUCCUUGUAGACAUGCCUUUUUCCAACUCUUGGACAAAUUGGGAGACUGUGUUUACGUGAGAACAGCAGUGUACAAGAGAAGAUUGCAACAGAAAUUUCGUAGCUAGGAUUCUUCGCUUCUUUUGAAAUGGUUGCCAAGGUUAAAAGUUACAGCUGCUGCUGCUGUUGUUUCUGAAAAAAGUUAGUUUGUUUGUCCGAUGGUGAAAUUUCGUAUAAACAGUGUGCUGUUAGCCGGUUGCUUCAGUACGUUAACUUGUUGGUCAUCAUUUUGUUUGUAUUUUGCUUAUGCAAGAAUGAAAAUUCAGAAUGUUAUAAUGUAAUAAUUUAAUAAAUCUCAAAAUCUUCUUCAA
Messenger RNA from Hevea brasiliensis (rubber tree), 3117 nucleotides. RefSeq names its product receptor-like protein EIX2. Lineage: Eukaryota; Viridiplantae; Streptophyta; Magnoliopsida; Malpighiales; Euphorbiaceae. The record is from RefSeq and is a predicted model, not a curated record. Bases 88 to 2874 code for a protein of 928 amino acids. Gene Ontology annotation, molecular function: protein binding. The transcript has 2 exons.